This is a messenger RNA of Adineta steineri, 498 nucleotides long. The record is from the annotation of a GenBank genome assembly. Lineage: Eukaryota; Metazoa; Rotifera; Eurotatoria; Adinetida; Adinetidae.
AUGCGACCAAAGUUGGCAAUGUUAUGUCAAAACAACGAAGACAAUUGGGAUGAUUUUCUAGCUGGUGUGGUACAUGCAUAUAAUACAAGUGUUCAUGCUACAACUGGUUUUUCACCAUCGUUUCUUAUGUUUGGGCGUGAAAUUCCAUUAGUUUAUGAUGCUGCAAGACCUGUUCUACAACUACCAAAAAUAUCUAACUAUGUCGAACAUCUAUCUAGGUAUCGAAAAAUUAUACUGAAAGCAGCGACUGACAAUGCACGACAACAGCAACAAAUAUCAAAACAACGACAUGAUCGUCACCGGCAAGCGCCAGUCUAUGAGAUCGGUCAGUUAGUAUUUGUAAAACAACCAGGAGCUCGCAGCAAAUUUCAAGAAAGACAAUCUGGACCAUUCAGAAUUAUCAGCGAGGUGGGAAACAAUCAUCUGACUUAUCUGGUGGAGAGUGAUCAUGUACCAGGCCAGUAUCAAGUACAUGUCAAUGAUCUGCAUCCUUGUUAA